Molecule: messenger RNA, 3998 nt
Organism: Pelobates fuscus (common spadefoot toad)
Lineage: Eukaryota; Metazoa; Chordata; Amphibia; Anura; Pelobatidae
Gene: STK32B
Product: serine/threonine kinase 32B
Exons: 12
Coding region: 417-1667 (416 amino acids)
Biological process (GO): protein phosphorylation
Molecular function (GO): protein kinase activity; ATP binding
Source: RefSeq, a predicted model, not a curated record
ACUAUGCUAUUUGCAGCAAGUUUGCAAUGCUGUGUGUGACAGCCAGUAUGGCUCUGUCACGUUUCCUAGGUUGGUCCUUAGCACAGAAAGGAUUUCCCCAGCCCACCCUUAGUGCAUUGCCGGCAUACAGCUGCUACUGAUGUAACACAUCAGUCCUGGACUGAGUAUCAACAGGAGGAGAUUGGAGAGACUGUCAAGGCUCCUGUUUGCAAUUCUAAGCUGCAGCCAGCAGUGUGAUUAGCUGGCCAAGGGGAGACCUGGGUUGCAUUUCUGUCCUGCUUGUGAGAUUACUACAAACAAAACAAGUGCAAUGAAUAUUUGCAGUGGAUUAUAUUUUUCCUCUUACCUGAUGCUGGGUGAUCAUUCACACUGAGGUUAUUUCUGUCUGGGAUGCUGAAGACUCUGUGGAUUAUAUUAUGGGUGCCAACAACUCCCACAAAACUCCAGUGUUUGAUGAGAAUGAGGAUGUUGAUUUUGACCACUUUCAAAUAUUGCGCGCUAUUGGAAAGGGGAGUUUUGGAAAGGUGUGCAUCGUGCAAAAACGUGACUCCAAGAAAAUGUACGCUAUGAAGUAUAUGAACAAACAGAAGUGCAUCGAACGGGAUGAAGUUCGGAACGUCUUCAGAGAACUACAGAUCAUGCAGUGCCUUGAACAUCCUUUUCUGGUAAAUCUAUGGUAUUCUUUCCAAGACGAAGAAGACAUGUUUAUGGUGGUAGACCUGCUACUUGGUGGGGACUUACGGUAUCACUUGCAGCAAAAUGUGCAUUUUAAUGAAGAGGCCGUUAAACUAUACAUCUGUGAAAUAUCACUUGCACUAGACUAUUUACAAAAGCAUUAUAUCAUCCACAGAGAUAUCAAACCUGAUAAUAUCUUGCUGGAUGAACACGGACACGUUCAUAUUACUGAUUUUAAUAUAGCCACGAUUGUGAAAGGAUCAGAGAAAGCAUCAUCAAUGGCAGGAACCAAGCCUUACAUGGCUCCAGAGGUAUUCCAGUCAUUUAUGGAGGUAGGACCUGGAUACUCAUAUCCCGUGGAUUGGUGGUCAUUAGGAAUUACAGCAUAUGAACUCCUGAGAGGUUGGAGGCCUUAUGAAAUUCAUUCAACAACACCCAUUGAUGAAAUUCUCAAUAUGUUUAAGAUAGAAAGAGUUCACUAUUCUUCCACGUGGUGCAAGAACAUGGUGGCGUUACUUAGAAAGCUUCUUACAAAGGAUCCCGAGUGCCGGUUUUCAAGUUUUUCCGAUAUACAAAGCUCACCUUACCUUGCCGAUAUAAAUUGGGAUGCCGUUUUGGAAAAAUCGGUCCCUCCAAGCUUUGUCCCAAACAAAGGAAGACUGAACUGUGAUCCCACAUUCGAACUCGAAGAAAUGAUUUUAGAAUCAAAACCUCUUCAUAAAAAGAAAAAGAGACUUGCUAAAUAUAAAUCAAAAGAGGCAUCCAAAGAAAGUUGUCCUAUGAAUGGACACCUGCAGCAGUGCUUAGAAACAGUGAGGAAAGAAUUCAUCAUAUUCAACAGAGAAAAACUCAGAAAGCAAUCGGAGCAAUGUGGUCAAGCAUCGAACAUGGACAGCAAAGGAAGCAACCAACCACAUAUAAAGCUUCAAGAUGGACACAGCACAAACAACAAUAUUUUAGUCCAUGGCUGCACACGCGGAUGCAGUAGCUAGUUAAGUGCACCCACCUAAUGGACAUUGGCGAGUUAAUAAGGAUACAUUGCAUGCCUUCACUCAAAACCAUGAACCACCCUUAAACUGUGAAUUAUUACAAAAUACUCAAGCACAGAUUAUCACUAGAACUUGGUAUAAAUACACAGGAUUUACUUCCAUCAAAUACAAGCUAGAGCUGGUCAGAUAGCUACUGUAGUACCUGCUCGAACCACAGAGUUGAAAGUUAAGUUGCCAAAAGAGUUAACUCAGCCUUUCUUCGCUCAAGGUCAAUAAAAUGAAUUACAUUGAGUUGGGUAAUAAGACAGCUACAUCCCAGGACAUACUGAAGUUUUGUAGAAGAAACAUCAACAGUGUCCUGGAACAGCACUUGAACCAGAACUUUUUCGUUUUGCAAAGUGUAUAUAUAAUUUGAUACAUUAUCGACCAAUGAUAUUCCAUGGUGUCAUAAUGAGCUGGCCUGUGAACAUCUUACAUGUAUAAUAUAUGUAUUGCACUCUUUAUUCAGAUGUUCUACAGAUAUCCACCUUUUACUAUAUGAGUAGGAAAUUAACCCCUUAAGGACACAACUUCUGGAAUAAAAGGGAAUCAUGACGGAAUAUUUCCCCCAUGUGUCCUUAAGGGGUUAGACGUCAUUGCCAGCUGAUAGGAUCCAGGUUUAAGAUGACCUAUAUUUUCAUUUGUCUCCAAUACAAAAUCCAACACAUAUAUUAUGGGAAUGUAAUAAAUGUAGGGUUUUGUGUUUAUCAACAAGUGAAUUAAAUAUAUUUUGUAUAGAAUUCUUAAUAACUUAGGGUUAAUUCAAACAGGCAAAAUCCAGACCUACUGUGUGUUCUAGUGGUAUUUCAUAAAGGAUCCAACAUUCUAUAGAAUUGCAAAAUGAAUUCAAAGUGAAUUUUGAAUUUAACGCCAGAGUAGCCGUACUGAAUGCAUAGCUGACUUAGACAAUCUUUCCAGUUUGGGUAUUAUGACAUUACAUUUGAACUUUACUUUGAAUUCUCACUUUAGUUAAUAACCCUGGACUAAAUCAGAGUCUGAAGAAACUUGUCAAAAUGAAACAUUUGUUACUGUGUAUUAAAGCUGUGAGUCAUAUAAAUGGUUAUCACAAGACUCAGGCAUUUUUGUCUAGUGUUAUAUUCAGAGACAGAUGAUUAAAAGAGAUGUCUGCAGCUGCUCACUUUUAGAAAUCACGAAUAAUUAGAUAUAAUCAAAAUAAUCUGACAGCAUUCUGGAAAUUUCACAGUAAAAAUCUCUUAGAAAUAUUUUGAUAUUUUCUACUAAUCAUUUGGUAACGUUUCAAGAAACAAGCAAACCCACAGUUUAAAAACAUGACUGAAGAUUGUUGUUUUAUAUAACAUAAUAAAUCGUAUUCCAGUGAGAAAACAUGUUGAGUUAUUUAUCCUUUUGGAAUAAAUGGCUGCAUUCUUUUUGAGUUCUUGGUUAGUUAAGGAAGACUAAAAAUUGGAGAUAUUAUUUUCCCUUUUUUGGAUUGAGCUGGCUCUGAGCAGGAACUUCUGGAAAGAAACCAUAGAGAUGGCCGUCUACAGAGCCUUUAUGGAACCUCUCUAUGAUACUGUUGGCUCUGUCCACUAACAAGGACUUAACUUAUAAUUACAUUAUAUAUCACUCCCUCUUUAAAUAAAUAAUUCCAAAACAAUCCAUGAGAUAUGUGGUUAAUUCAAAGUUUUGUUUAAAGUUAAAUGUUAUUCAGUUUUUUUUCAACCACUUAAGGAUUCGGGAUGGAAUUUUCCCAUCAUACUGGCCUUUUGCUGCUGAAGCGGUGUCCUUAAGUGGUUAAAUUCAUCUUGCAUUUGUGCCAUAUAUUUUAUUUGUACGUGCAGUUGCCACAAUCCUGAUAUUCACAACAUAUACCAUAGUUGAUGUUUAAUUCCUGUGUAGACCUACCCUUGUGAGUAUCGCUCAUUUUGUGUAACCUAAAAUGUAAGUGUUUCUGUAAGUGUUUGCCUCACGUUGCCUAUCCCACACUUAAACUAUCACUUUGUUACUGUUAUUAAAUUAUUGACAGCUUAGAAAACAAUACUGUGACUACUGACAUUGUAAGCUGUUUUUCCUACAAUGUCCUUAUAAUAUUGAGCUAGGGUAUAUUUUCACUGAGCUGUUUUACACUUGUUAUGUGUUUACAACAUUUUGAUAGACCAACACGUCUUGCUGGAUAUAUUUAUGGUUUGUUUUGGUCAAGCCCAGCAUCACAUUUCAACUUUUUAAAUAAAUUAGAAUUUCUUAAACCAGGCACACCUUACUUUACAAGCUUUUUUAUAUUUAUUCUAUCAUUUUGUAACUUUAUUUUAUAUAAGAUACUGUUUUAUUUAUAUA